UUAGUCGCUGAAUGAGUCGCAUCCCAGCGUGCAACAAGCUGCAACUCUAUGUCAGGGCUAAUGAGUCCUCAAGGUCACGGAAAAAUGAAAAGUACGAUAAAUAUCAUCAUAUCAAAAAUUACAAGUUGAAAAUUUGUGAAAGUCAUUGGGCGCGCUUCCCUGUUGUUCGAGAAAGCAUAUCGAUAUAAACUUUUACUACUGACGAGGUCACACUAUCUUGGACUAACAUAAGAGUUAAAAUAACAUUCAUUCGCUAUCAACGCCCGUCCGGGAGCUUACUCAAUAUGUACACCACAAAGAUGUCGAGGACAAUUAGAAUAUUCGUCGCGUUAGUUUGCAUUCUGACUGUUUCACUGUGUCUUUACUUUGUGAUAACAUUUGAAUUGGAUGAUGUCGAUGAUGCAGAUAUUGGGAAACCUCACGUUAUUACCAUUAUUGCUGAUGAUAUGGGCUGGAAUGAUGUCAGUUAUCACGGUUCCAAUGAGAUCCCAACGCCGAAUAUCGAUGCCCUGGCUUACAACGGGGUGAUUCUACACAGUCACUACGUUCUGCCGAUCUGCACACCUUCCAGGACCGCUUUUUUCACAGGGCGUUACCCCAUCAGAGCAGGUAUGCAAGGCUUUCCCUUGCGGGCAGGGGAGCCCCGUGGUAUUCCAUUGGGCACAAAAUUACUUCCCGAGUAUCUGAGAAACCUUGGCUACUCCACGAGACUCGUCGGUAAGUGGCACCUAGGCUAUCAGAGUGAUGACUUCACACCGGCGAGACGAGGAUUCGACACGUUUUUUGGAUACUACAGCGGUUACAUCACAUACUACAAUCACACAAUAACACAGAGCGGGCAGACUGGCUACGAUAUACACCGUGAUAAUCAAACGGAACUCAAACCAGAUUGGACUGGCCAGAGUGAAUAUGUUACCGAUGUUUUCACGGAUGAAGCUGUGAGAAUUAUUGAAGAGCACGAUGGCCGGCGUCCGCUGUAUCUGCAGUUCUCUCACCUCGCCCCGCACGCCAGUGAUGCCACCGAAACACUGGAGACGAGGAAUUUCACUGCGGUUAAUGAAACUUUUCAUUACAUACAAGAUAUUAAACGCCGUAAAUACGCAGGUAUGAUGACUGCACUGGACGAGUCCGUUGGACGCGUCAUGAAAGCCCUCAGCAGUAAAAAUUUAUUGAAAAACUCGAUCGUCAUCUUCCUCGCUGACAACGGCGCCCCGACAUUCGGCCUCCAUGAAAAUAGAGGAUCCAAUUAUCCUCUCCGUGGGCAAAAGUUGUCGUUCUAUGAGGGGGCGGUGCGUGGUGCGGCGUGUGUGUACUCACCACUCGUAAGGAAUCCGGGGAGAAUUGUUAACGACCUUGUUCAUAUGACCGAUUGGCUGCCAACGCUGUACAAUGCAGCUGGCGGUAAUGUCAACGACCUCGGUAUCAUUGAUGGUGUCAAUCAGUGGCCUACAAUUAAACGAGGACAAUCUGGUAAUAGAAAAUCAUUGCUCGUCAAUAUCGAUGAGACUGUCGAUCGAGAAGCGGCUAUCCUUGGGGGAUACAAACUUCUCAAGAAAGGUGCGAUGCCGUUAUACGACGGCCACUCGGGUAACAAUGUUGACGACGGAGACCCCUCAGCCCCUCCUUACGACUUGGAAAAAGUCAUGUCUUCCCCGAGCAGCCGAGCCAUUUUCAGGACGACGGGGAUCCUCACAAAGUCCCGGAAAAUGCUCGAUCUUCGGGCGAAAAGUAAAAUCGUCUGCAAGCCUUUCACCGAAAUCGCCAACUGCUCCGAAACGUGUUUAUUCAAUCUCAGCAGUGACCCCUGCGAGACAACCGACAUAUCCAGCGAUCAUCCUGACUUGGUAGAAUUGCUGGAGGAUAUCAUAGAGGGCUAUCGAAGCGUCCUUAUAAAUCAGACAAAUACAGCCGUUGACACGAGAUCAUUUCCAAUGUAUCACAAUGGCACCUGGAUGCCUUGGCUGCCAGCGCAUCAGGCAACUCAGCGUAAAUUUGAUGAUACCUUCAGUAAAAUAAAUGAGAGAUUUUUCCAUUACUAAAACCCUCAGUAUUGAAAUAAAAAUUGAUGAAUCAUGUAUAAGUGAAAA
Messenger RNA from Diachasma alloeum, 2087 nucleotides. Its product is annotated as arylsulfatase B. Lineage: Eukaryota; Metazoa; Arthropoda; Insecta; Hymenoptera; Braconidae. The record is from RefSeq and is a predicted model, not a curated record. The coding region runs from base 285 to 2039 and encodes 584 amino acids. The transcript has 8 exons.